This is a messenger RNA of Oncorhynchus mykiss (rainbow trout), 2995 nucleotides long. Lineage: Eukaryota; Metazoa; Chordata; Actinopteri; Salmoniformes; Salmonidae. The record is from RefSeq and is a predicted model, not a curated record.
UCCAAGUGCCUGAGCAAAUGUGAAAGUGAAAGUCUCAGUAUAGGACUGAGGUGUAGAUUGUUUUGUAAAAACGUGUAGAAAUGCACAUAUAGUGACUAUUAGAGUGGUUAUAGACUUAAAUCAACUAUUUUGAGUGUGAAGUGGAGGACGUGAAGACCAGUAAAGUUAAAAUGGCAGAGUCCAGAGUUCAUAAUCAGUUUAAACUCACCUCAGAAGACCAUGUGGAGGUUAAAGUUGGUGAAGAGGUCACCCUCCCCUGUCACCUCUCACCUGACACCAGUGCUGUUGCCACGACGAUCAGUUGGUUUAAAGGGACAGAGUGUAUUUACCUGUAUAAGAAUGGCCAGGUGACAGAGAGGAGUGGCUAUGAGGGCAGAGUGAGUCUGAUCACAAAGGAGCUGAAGAGAGGCAACGUGUCUCUGAGGCUGAGAGACUUCAGGAGGUCAGAUACAGGAUUCUACAUCUGUCAGGUCAUCCAUGGAGAACAGAAGGAUGAGGCUGCAGUGAGUUUAUUGGUCAGAGAAGCACCAAUCUCAGGAUUACAGUAUUUACAACGUGAGACCCAGGAGGACAAGCUGAAGAGGGAGGCAUCAGCUGGUGAGCUUGUGGGAGGAGAGACCUCAGAUACAGACCCCACACUUCCACUGAGGAGGACAAACAGCAUGGAGUUACCUCCUCCAUCUAUGGGAGGAGAGAGCAGCAGUCCAGACUCCCCAGUGUCUCCCAAAUAACAGAACUGGAGAGACAGGUGAAAGAUGAGGAGUACUGGGGGAAGAAAUACAAACACCUUUGUCUGACACAUCAAAAUGUGGAGUGUUUUCUCAUUGGAAAGACGUCGUCCAGAUGUCCUUUGGGUGGUGGACCAUUCUUGAAACACACAGGAAUCCCAACAGCGUUGCAGUUCUUUACACAAGCCAGUGCUCCAUGCACCUGUUACCAGACCCCGUUCAAAGACAUGUAUAUAUUGCAUCUUGCCCAUUCACCCUUUGAAUGGCACACAUACACAAUCCAUGUCUCAAUAUCCUUCUUUAACCUUCUUCCUCCCCUUCAUCUACACUGAUUGAAGUGGAUUUAACAAGUGACAUCAACAAGGGAUCAUAGCUGAUCACCUGGAUUCACCUGGUCAGUCUAUGUCCUGGAAAGAUCAAGUGUCCUUAAUGUUUUGUACACACAGUGUAUGUCUACAGUGACUUGAUGAGUAAUACAUUAGAUUAUUGUUCUGUUGCUGUUGAGACAACUGUUUUGUGUUAGAGAGGAGACCAGAGAGAGACAACUGUUUUGUGUUAGAGAGGAGACUAGAGAGAGACAACUGUUUUGAGUUAGAGAGGAGACCAGAGAGAGACAACUGUUUUGUGUUAGAGAGGAGACUAGUUAGAGAGACAACUGUUUUGUGUUCGAGAGGAGACCAGAGAGAGACAACUGUUUUGUGUUAGAGAGGAGACCAGAUAGAGACAACUGUUUUGUGUUAGAGAGGAGACCAGAGAGAGACAACUGUUUUGUGUUAGAGAGGAGACCAGAGAGAGACAACUGUUUUGUGUUAGAGAGGAGACCAGAGAGAGACAACUGUUUUGUGUUAGAGAGGAGACCAGAGAGAGACAACUGUUUUGUGUUAGAGAGGAGACUAGUUAGAGACAACUGUUUUGUGUUAGAGAGGAGACCAGAUAGAGACAACUGUUUUGUGUUAGAGAGGAGACUAGUUAGAGAGACAACUGUUUUGUGUUAGAGAGGAGACUAGUUAGAGAGACAACUGUUUUGUGUUCGAGAGGAGACCAGAUAGAGACAACUGUUUUGUGUAGGGGUUAGAGAGGAGACUAGUUAGAGAGACAACUGUUUUGAGUUAGAGAUGAGACUAGUUAGAGAGACAACUGUUUUGAGUUAGAGAUGAGACUAGUUAGAGAGACAACUGUUUUGUGUUAGAGAGGAGACCAGAUAGAGACAACUGUUUUGUGUUAGAGAGGAGACUAGUUACAGAGACAACUGUUUUGUGUUAGAGAGGAGACCAGAUAGAGACAACUGUUUUGUGUAGGGGUUAGAGAGGAGACUAGUUAGAGAGACAACUGUUUUGAGUUAGAGAUGAGACUAGUUAGAGAGACAACUGUUUUGAGUUAGAGAUGAGACUAGUUAGAGAGACAACUGUUUUGUGUUAGAGAGGAGACCAGAUAGAGACAACUGUUUUGUGUUAGAGAGGAGACUAGUUACAGAGACAACUGUUAUGUGUAGGGGUUAGAGAGGAGACUAGUUAGAGAGACAACUGUUUUGUGUAGGGGUUAGAGAGGAGACUAGUUACAGAGACAACUGUUAUGUGUAGGGGUUAGAGAGGAGACUAGUUAGAGAGACAACUGUUUUGUCUAGGGGUUAGAGAGGAGACUAGUUAGAGAGACAACCUUUUUGUGUAGGGGUUAGAGAGGAGACUAGUUAGAGAGACAACUGUUUUGUGUAGGGGUUAGAGAGGAGACUAGUUAGAGAGACAACUGUUUUGUGUUGGGGUUAGAGAGGAGACCAGAUAGAGACAACUGUUUUGUGUAGGGGUUAGAGAGGAGACCAGAUAGAGAGAACCCUACUGUAUUUUCCUCCACUGUGAGAGAAACAUAGCAGUGUUAUUAUUUUACCACAGUCACACUGUUGUUUUCUAUUUGCUGACCUUCAUCAAUCAAAGUUCAUCAGGAUACUGCUGUUGUUCUGAUGUUAUGUUUCAAGUUGAAACCUUAAACGUAUCUCUACAGUUCUCGCUAGUGGACAGACAGGCUACGCUCUGCUCACGUAUCAUUUGGUUCAGGGUUCAGAGGUCACAGUGAAGGAUUGAUGAGUAAUACAUGUGUUUAUUAUGAUAUGUUUGUUGACCCCAUUACCCAGUGGGUAGUAAUCUGUGAUGUGGAUGUAGCUUCCAGUUACCAUGGUGAUGUCUCAUAUUGAUGCUGGGAAUCUUUCCCAAUGGAACUCUGUUACCACAUGAGACUGAUAUUGUUGAAAUAAAGAAAUUUCACUUUGUAAGACA